Molecule: messenger RNA, 486 nt
Organism: Metopolophium dirhodum (rose-grain aphid)
Lineage: Eukaryota; Metazoa; Arthropoda; Insecta; Hemiptera; Aphididae
Product: general transcription factor II-I repeat domain-containing protein 2-like
Exons: 1
Coding region: 1-486 (161 amino acids)
Molecular function (GO): protein dimerization activity
Source: RefSeq, a predicted model, not a curated record
AUGUUUUUAAGUUUUUUGUCGGACCUUGGUGAAGAAUUUGGUAAGAGAUUCAAAGACUUUGCCGAAAUUGGAAAACUGUCUCAAUUUUUAAAAAAUCUGUUUGAAGUUUCUCCGACUGGAGAAUGGAUUGACGUUGCUACAAAAUUAUUCAGACUUCCAAAAUCUUCACUUCAAAUGGAAAUUAUUGAUUUGCAAGAAGAUAUCUCAUUGCAAAUGAAUAAGACUUUGUCUACUGAAGAUUUUUGGAUAAAACAUGUCUUGGAUAAAUACAUAAAUUGUAAAACCCUUGCCAUAAAAUUAGCUACUAUGUUUGGCUCCACUUAUGUAUGUGAAACUUCGUUUUCAAAAAUGACGUUUUUAAAAAACCGAUACCGUUCAAGAUUAACAGAUCACCGCCUUGAAAACACUUUACGCAUCAGUUGUUCUCCAAGAGUACCAGAUUUAAAAAAAUUAGCUCAAGAAAAGAAAUGUCAUUUUUCUCAUUAA